GUCUUUUUUCUUUCUUACAUUUGCUGCAGCUGGUGAAACAUCGUGUUCGUUGCUGAGCCGGACGUUUCCUAGAUAAACUUGCACAAAAAAUCAUUAAAGAUGGCAUUUGGAGAUGUUAAAACACCUAAGGGACUUCUGGAGCUCAACAGCUUCCUGGCAGAGCAUAGCUACAUCGAGGGUUACGUUCCGUCUAAAGCCGAUUUGUCGGUGUUCGAAGCUCUGGGAAAGGCACCAACCGGCGAUUACGUUCACGUUCAACGCUGGUAUCGUCACAUUGCCUCAUUCAGUAGCCAGGAGCGUGCCAAUUGGGGAGGUCAAAUACUGCCACAGGUUGCUGGUGCAAAGCCUACUGUGACUGCUAAAGCCGCGGCUGCUGACGAUGACGAUGAUGUGGAUCUGUUCGGGUCGGAGGACGAAGAGGAAAGCGCCGAAGCAGCAAAGCUGAAAGAGGAGCGUUUGGCUGCCUACAACGCAAAAAAGUCGAAGAAACCGGCGCUGAUUGCAAAGAGUUCCAUUAUUCUCGAUGUAAAACCUUGGGACGAUGAAACCGACAUGAAGCUAAUGGAAACCUCUGUGCGUAGUAUCGAAAUGGAUGGUUUGCUUUGGGGAGCCGCCAAGCUAGUCCCUGUUGGAUACGGUAUCAACAAGCUACAAAUCUGUUGUGUCAUCGAAGAUGACAAGGUUUCCGUUGAUGAGCUUCAAGAGAAGAUUCAAGAUUUUGAGGACUUUGUACAGUCGGUUGAUAUUGCAGCAUUCAACAAAAUCUAAAUAUCUUAACAUUUUGACUGGUACUGUAAAGUUGAUCGUGAAAAAAAGUUACUUUCAA
Molecule: messenger RNA, 826 nt
Organism: Malaya genurostris
Lineage: Eukaryota; Metazoa; Arthropoda; Insecta; Diptera; Culicidae
Gene: eEF1beta
Product: probable elongation factor 1-beta
Exons: 2
Coding region: 100-768 (222 amino acids)
Biological process (GO): translational elongation
Cellular component (GO): eukaryotic translation elongation factor 1 complex; cytosol
Molecular function (GO): guanyl-nucleotide exchange factor activity; translation elongation factor activity
Source: RefSeq, a predicted model, not a curated record